ACAGUAACUGGCUAUUUUUCUGCUCACACAGGCAAAAAUGGACAUUCAAGAGUAUUUCGCAAGAAUUUCUUACAACAGUUCCCAUAAGGAUGCAGACUUGCAAACCUUGACAGACAUUUUCCAGCAUCACAUCCAGGCAAUUCCUUUUGAAAACCUCAGCAUGCAUUGUGGGGAGACCAUCGAACUGGAUUUACAGUCUACUUACAAUAAGAUAGUGAGGAAGAAACGUGGUGGAUGGUGCCUGGAAAGCAACCACCUUUUAUUUUGGGCCUUGCAACAAUUAGGGUAUGACAUCUGUAUUCUUGGAGGAAAUACUUAUGAACCAGCAGAGGGGGCGUACACUGCUGAGAUGAAUCAUAUCCUACUGAAGGUGGUGAUCAAGGGAGAUCCCUACAUAGUAGAUGCGGGUUUUGGCGGUGCCUACCAGGCGUGGCAGCCACUGAUGUUGGUUUCUGGGAAGGAUCAACCCCAGGUCCCCGGCAUCUUCCGCUUCAUGGAAGACAACGGCACCUGGUUCUUUGAGAAAGUCAAAAGGAAGCAUUAUAUUCCUGAGCAAAGUGUCCCUUUUGCUGAUACUCCUCAACGGGGGAAUAUCAGAAAAAUAUAUACAUUCACUCUCAAGCCACGGCAUAUAGAAGACUUUCAGGAGGUAAACACGUACCUACAAGUGUCUACAGAUCACGUACUUCGGAAGAAGUCGCUCUGCAGCCUCCAGACCACUGAGGGGUUUUACUCCUUAGUUGGCUGGACCUUCACUGAGAUGAAGUAUAACUACAUGGACGGCAUGGAUGUGGUGCAGAUCACAACUCUUACUGAUGAAGAGGUUGAGAAGACCCUGAAAGACAAACUCAAUAUAGUGUUGGAGAACAAACUUGUACCAGUAAAUGUUCGUGGCUUGCCACCUAAUUUAGUGGAUACAUUCCAAUUCUAAUGGUGUGCUAGAUGGAUCUUUAAAUAUCCACUAUAAAAAUUAACAUUAAUAAUAGUAAUCUGAAUCUGAAAUUGAGCUAAUCAGAUGAACACCAGUCUUAGUAAAUUCAAGUACAUUGCUAAUGAACUGCUUAUACCAAUUGCAUUUUUUUUCUUAAGCUUCUCCUCUUUUGGAAAUGGAGACAUCUUACUACCUCUAGUUUGCUCACGUGGAAAUUGCUUUUUGACUCCAUAACUCUCUGGAUCUCAUUUUAUUUCAGAUAUAUAUUGUGGCAGAGGAGACCAAAACGAUACGGAAGGAGAAGCUUCAUUACCAUUUUACACAAAAGACCUCUAACCUUUUUUGGUGUUAUUUCCAAUUUUCUUCUCGGCAGAGUUUUACAAAUUAUUCACUUCCGUUAACAGUCUGCAAGAGAAAGUUGAGCUGAAUUUGGCUUUCAAAGACUUCAUAAUGAAAUGAAAGGUUAAGACUUUUUCAAAACAAGCCACUAUUAGGUGCUGAUUAGCUUAUGAUGAAAUAAGUUGAAAGACUUGAGUCCUAUUCCCUUACCAGAAAUUGACUUAAAGUGAGCUAUUUAUGCAAGGACACCUUAAAAACUCCCCAAACUGUCUAAUUUUGAGCAUCCAGUUUUUCUGAGUCAGAAAGCCAGGAAAGUGAAGGUAGCAUUACUCUGUGGCUUUGGUGCAAUAAGGACAAUUUAUCUCUGAUGAGGAUGGGGCUUGUUGGUUUCACUGCUCAUAAAUGAUGAUUCCUGCUGCAUUUAGGCAUUUCUUUUCCAGAGCUAAUAAAUAUGUGUGUAUAUAUAUAUA
Messenger RNA from Athene cunicularia (burrowing owl), 1740 nucleotides. RefSeq names its product arylamine N-acetyltransferase, liver isozyme-like. Gene Ontology annotation, molecular function: acetyltransferase activity. The coding region runs from base 38 to 931 and encodes 297 amino acids. Lineage: Eukaryota; Metazoa; Chordata; Aves; Strigiformes; Strigidae. The record is from RefSeq and is a predicted model, not a curated record. The transcript has a single exon.